AUGGACCCCAGGGGCUCCCACGGCAAGCCUGACCUUGAUGUCGAGGCGGAGGGUAAUGAGGUCCAGGACGACGAUGACGAUCGCGCCGAACGCCUCGCGCGCGUCACCUUCGAGGACUCUUCAACCAUUGAUGUGGAGGGGAUGCGAUCUAUCUACCAGCCGGCUCAGUUCACCCGCACUCGCUCUAUCAGCCGAGAUACCAUCCACAGCACUCGGAGCACCAGCCAGACUGUCACUGCAGCAAAUGCCGGUUUCCCCAUCGAGUUCCGCACACUCUCAAUCCAGAUCUCAGAGUCCCAGAAUGCCCCGAAGGAGGUCGUCGCUGAACCCACCAAGGAGAAGUUGCCCGACCAGGACUACUUCGAGAGCCUGGACUUCCACACAAUCACCCAGGAAAAACUGCUUCAAGAGUUCAAUGUCGACCAGCGCACUGGGUUGAGCGACAGCGCUGCUGCCAACCGUAUUGCUCGGGAUGGAAAGAACGUCAUUGCCCGACACAGGGAGAACUACUGGAAAAAGAUCUUUUUCUACGUCUUCGGCGGGUUCUGUUCGGUUCUGUGGGUUGGUGUGAUUAUCUUCUUCAUCUGCUGGCAGCCUCUCAGCAACCCGCCCUCGCCCACUAAUCUUGCGAUGGCUGUCUUGGUCAUCAUCGUCAUCGUCUUGCAAGCCAGUUUCUCGGCCUUCCAAGAUUGGUCAACCAAGCGGGUGAUGAACUCGAUCUUGGGUCUGCUACCAUCGGAGGCCUUGGUUAUGCGUGAUGGAAAGCUGGUGCGUCUUCCUGCCACGGACCUUGUCACCGGCGACAUCGUGCAGAUCAGUGUCGGAAACAAAGUCCCCGCAGAUAUGCGUCUGCUGCAGACAUCUGGUGAUAUCCGCUUUGAUCGUGCGAUUCUCACCGGUGAAUCAGACGAAGUUGAUGGUGCUAUCGAUGCAACCGAUGCCAACUUCCUGGAGACCCGCAAUAUCGCCAUGAUGGGAACCCUUGUCACCAAUGGCAAUGCCACUGGUGUUGUUGUACUCACUGGUACCAGAUCCGUCAUGGGGCGCAUCGCCAAGAUGACUUCGGGUGUCAAGCAGAAACCGACCCUGAUCCAGAAGGAGAUCAACCGCUUCGUCGGUAUUAUCGUCGGUCUGACUAUCACGUUGGCUCUCUUGAUUCUCUUCACCUGGCUGGGAUGGCUGCGUAAGGACCAUCCUACAUACAUGAGCGUGGUCGCUAUGCUCAACAAUGUCAUGGGUUGUGUUGUCGCCUUCAUCCCCGAAGGUGUUCCAGUCGGCGUAGCUUUGACGCUCAUGAUGAUUGCCCAACGCAUGAAGAAGACAAACGUUCUUCCCAAGGGUCUGGCAACCGUCGAAACUCUUGGCUGUGUGAACGUUAUCUGUUCCGACAAGACGGGCACCUUGACUCAAAACCGCAUGUUUGUCAAAUCUCUCGGCAUGGUGGACUGGGAGUACAGCAUCGAAGACUUGACAUCUGGCGCCGAAGUGCCCGAAGGCCUGAGUAACCUGAUGCGUGCAUCGGUCCUCUGCAAUGAUGCUACAUUUGACUCGGAAACCAUGGAUCUUCCUGCCUACGACCGCACCGUCAACGGCAAUGCUACUGAUGCUGCGGUCCUGCGGCUUGCUGACACCAUUGGUGCCACUGCACAGGAAAACAUCGACCCCUAUGAGCGCAUUCACCAAAUCCCCUUCAACUCUAAGAACAAGUGGAUGCUCACCAUGCACCAUGACCCUGCCGCCAGCAAAGGAUACUUGAUCUACGUCAAGGGCGCACCCGAUGUCCUCCUGGGCCGUUGCUCCUCCUACUGGUCCGCACUCCACAACGCAGAGCGCCCACUGGACGAGGCAGCCCGCCAAAGGUUCUCUUCUUUCCAGGCAAAGCUUUCUCGCCGCGCCGAGCGUGUGAUAGUGAUUUGCCAGCGCCACUAUGUGCCGACCACCGAGCCCGGCUCUAAUGGUUUCAACGAUGAGGUCAUGGCCUCAGGCGUUCAGGAUCUCACUGUGCUAGGCAUCUUCGGUAUCAUUGACCCGCCCAGACCCGAGACCGCUCAAACCGUGGCUCAGUGCCGCCGCGCUGGAAUUCGUUUCUUCAUGGUCACUGGUGACUUUGGACUGACUGCGGCCGCAAUCGCCAAAGACAUCGGUAUCUUUGACGGUGCAACUGAGCCGGAUACAAUCGACAAUCUGCGUGACUUUGAUUCCGAAGCCAAAGCACUGCGCUCAAAUCACAGCUUGCUUCUUGAGGGAUCCAGUCUCUCCUCGUUGACUCAAGACGAGUGGACGACGGUCUGCGGAUAUGAUGAGAUUGUCUUUGCGCGUACCAGCCCAGAGCAAAAGCUACGCAUUGUUGCUGAGCUCCAGGCAAAGGGCAACACGGUUGCUGUGACUGGCGACGGUGUUAACGAUGCCCCGGCUUUGCGGGCAGCCGAUGUUGGUAUCGCUAUCGGCUCUGGCAGCGACGUCGCAAUCGAAGCAGCCGAUCUGGUCCUACUUGACCGGUUUGAUUCCAUCGUGGAGGCUAUUCGUCUGGGCCGCCUGGUGUUCCAGAACUUGCAAAAGGUCAUUGCUUAUCUGUUGCCCGCCGGUUCAUGGUCUGAAAUUUGGCCCGUGUUGAUGAACGUCUUCUUCGGCAUUCCCUCACCACUGAGCUCAUUCCUAAUGAUCAUCAUCUGUGUCUUUACCGACCUCUUCCUCUCACUUUCCCUUAUCAUGGAGAAGGAAGAAUUCGACCUCCUCAGCCUUCCACCACGUCGGCCCAAGCAGGACCACCUAAUCAACCUCCGCAUCUACGGCCAAUCUUACCUCUUCGUCGGUGUUAUGGAAGCUUUCAGCGCCCACGCCAUGUUCUUCUUGUACAUGUGGAAGGCCGCCGGCAUCCCCUUCUCAGACCUGGUUUUCGCUUUCGAGAAUUACAAAGAGGGAUUCCACGGAUACACGGAGGACCAGCUCACCCACUUCAACAGUGUUGGCCAAUGCGUAUACUUUGUCACGCUGGUGAUUAUGCAAUGGGGCAACAUCCUCUCCGUCCGCAGCAAGCGCAUGUCUAUCAUCCAAGCCGACCCCAUCCGUCCUGCCCGCCGCAACCCUUGGCUUCCCCUCGCCAUGCUCAUCUCACUGGUCAUCGCCAUCUUCGUCACCGAAGUCCCUGGAAUCCAGUCCCUCUUCGGCACGGCCUCUGUCCCGAUCGAGUUCUGGUUCAUCCCCUUGGGCCUCGCCCUUGGCGUGCUCGCUAUGGACGAGCUGCGCAAGGCGCUGGUGCGUCUGUUCCCCAAAGGACCAGUUGCAUGGGUCUCAUGGUAG
Molecule: messenger RNA, 3300 nt
Organism: Penicillium cinerascens
Lineage: Eukaryota; Fungi; Ascomycota; Eurotiomycetes; Eurotiales; Aspergillaceae
Product: cation-translocating P-type ATPase
Exons: 1
Coding region: 1-3300 (1099 amino acids)
Biological process (GO): potassium ion import across plasma membrane; intracellular potassium ion homeostasis; intracellular sodium ion homeostasis
Cellular component (GO): membrane
Molecular function (GO): ATP binding; ATP hydrolysis activity; P-type sodium:potassium-exchanging transporter activity
Source: RefSeq, a predicted model, not a curated record